UCACCUGAUGAAGACUACCCUUUCGAUAACAGCACGCUUCGUGGUCAACGCACACGCGGUCAGAUUUGUGCCUAUGCUGGAGCAACGAUGACUAUGCAAUUCCGGACACAUCUAUUCACAGUCCUUAUCUUCGGUCCUUACGCCCGGCUACUUCGAUGGGACCGCUCCUCUGUAAUUGUCAGCCGUCGGUUCAAUUAUGCUGAGCAUCCACUCAUUCUGUUCCGGUUCUACAAACGAUUCGCCCAGCUGACCCUGGCGCAACGAGGUCGUGAC
Molecule: messenger RNA, 273 nt
Organism: Desarmillaria tabescens
Lineage: Eukaryota; Fungi; Basidiomycota; Agaricomycetes; Agaricales; Physalacriaceae
Exons: 1
Source: RefSeq, a predicted model, not a curated record